AUGUUGCGUGUUGCUCCACCUGGACUCUGCGUAUGUGAAAUGCGUGUUUCUUCUUCUUCUUUGAUCUUUCUCCAUUUCUCUCUCUGUAUUUGCUUCUUGAACAUUUCGCUCACCUUUCUCCAUCGUCGGCGACAUGUCUUGGUACCGAAGAGCUAAGCUCUUCCUCGCCAGCUCCAGAAGAAAUAUCAAGAAUGCUCCGAGGAUUUCGCCGAUUUCUCCCCGUUCCAACGCUUUCUCCACAGUUCAUGGGAACGGGUCUUCAAAUCUAUCAGCUAAGUUUUCCGGGUUCUCCAUUUUUUCCCGCAAAUCAGGUUUAAGCUUUUGUAACUCUCUCGGGAACACGAACAUCAAUGCCUGCAACCGGUUUCUGAGCAUUCCCAAGAAGUUUGACUGUGUUGAUCGUCACCAGGUUCGUCCUUUCAAGCCACCGGAAGAGAGACAGUGGCUCCAAGACCUUGCGGCCGUCUUGGCGACGGUGCUUGUGAGUUCAGGGGUUUUGGUCACCGUUUAUUGGAAUCUAGAGACUGUUCCUUACUCGCAACGGGGGCAUUUCGUUCUUAGACCUAAAUCGGUCGAGAAAUGGGUUGAUGAAUUAAGGUUUCAGCAUAUAGAAUAUGGGUUCCAGGGGAGAAUACUCCCUGCGGAUCAUCCCGACAGCAUUAGGGUUAAAUCGAUCGUGAAGAAUAUCAUCGAAGGGAUGCAGAGAAGUUUGAGCCUGGAGAGUGUGGGGUAUGCGUCCACGGAUGGUACCUCUACGGAGAAUGACGAAGCAGUCAAGGAUACGCCAAUGGGACUGAGUGGGAUGCAGUGGUCUCAACAAGAGGAGAUUGUAGAUGAGGUAUGGAUUCAGCAAAGCAGGAAGAAUGGUAAGGAGAAAGGAGGAUCACAACCCUCGAUUUCUCACCUAGAGGGGCUGGACUGGGAAGUUAUCGUGGUUAAGGGUCGGGCCGCUAAAGCAUAUUGCUUUUCUUCUGGGAAGAUAGUGGUAUACACUGGUUUGCUCAAAGAUUUCAAGACAGAUGCAGAGAUUGCCACUGUGAUCGGACCUGAGAUCGGUAGUGUCGUUGCCCGACACUUAGCAGAGGAAACUUCCUACUGGUUUUGCUUGGUGAUCCUCCUACUGUUUCUCUGUCCGUUCGUUACUGAGGCUAUUUGGACUGAGUUCGGUCUAAUGGUGGCGCUCUUUCUCUUAGUUCCCUGGAUGAUUCUCUUCAAAGCAAACACGACAGAAGCAGACCGCAUAGGUUUGAUACUGCAGGCCGCAGCGGGGUACGAUCCACGAGUAGUUCUCGGAGUGUACCUGAAGCUGGGGCGCGAGAGGCUUGAGAGGGCAGCGGAGUUGGCUGAGUCAAACGCCAUUGAAGAAGCCCUCUUGGUUUACCGCAGAAAAGUUGAAUCUGAUCGUCUUGAUUUGGAGAGGGCAGGAGAGUGAAAGGAAAGAACAUGUUCGGUUCUAAAUCUAAACCCAAACUGCUCACAAAACUCCAUCUCCUGUAAUAAGAGCAAACUUCAUUUCCGGGUUUUUCAAGCGACUAAAGAACUGUUCACUCUUGCAACAAUACUUGGUUUAUCGUGCGUGUACGUAUA
Molecule: messenger RNA, 1587 nt
Organism: Tarenaya hassleriana
Lineage: Eukaryota; Viridiplantae; Streptophyta; Magnoliopsida; Brassicales; Cleomaceae
Exons: 3
Coding region: 134-1432 (432 amino acids)
Cellular component (GO): membrane
Molecular function (GO): metalloendopeptidase activity
Source: RefSeq, a predicted model, not a curated record